AUGGGGACCUCAGGGCGUUCCCGUCUCGAGCGCUUCCAGCACUUAAAGGGUAGGAUCCCGACGUGCGCGCAUUUGACGCUGCCGGUCCCUGCGUGGCAACAGGAGCGAGGGAUUCCCCCAAACGACGCCGAGCGAGAGGAGGAACAUUCAUUUAUGAGGCAGCCUCCAAACGAUGUCGAGAUGGCGUUAGGGAGCACGCUUCUGCCGUCUAUCUCCACGUUUGCCAGCUGCCCCACUGUCAAAACAGAAUACUUGGGAAGUGCGAAUUUAAGAUGGAAGGAGGAGUUGUCCCUUCUUAAGAUUUCCUGUGUGCCAACUGGAACCAGCUGCUCGGACCCAGACCCCCCCAACAGCAUGUCCAAGAAGGAGUCCGAGCCAGACCUGGACCUGGACUAUGAAUUCAUCUUGUCUAACUCUCUCCUGCAACAACAGCAGCAGCAGCAGCAGCAGCAGCAGCAGCAGCAGCAGGAGGAGGACUCUCUGGCCCAGGCCCUGUCUCCUUCCCCCAGGCCUUUCUCGUCUCCGUACCCUCUCCCCUCUCCCCAACCCACGGCCACGGAGCUCCUCUACAGCAUCCCGGACAUCAACGACGUCUCUCCCUCGGGUGGGUUCGUGGCCGAGCUGAUGAGGCCGGACCUGGACCCGGCCUACCUCCACCCCACUGCGGGCCUCCACGGCAAGUUUGUGGUGAAGACGGCGAUAGACACGGGGGAGUACAGCCAAGGGGUCAGCGUCAGCAAGGCCUGUCCUCCGUCUAACUUUUCGUGUCAGAGAAUAAAGCAGGAGAACCCGAAUGACUGCACCAUGUCUCAGUCCCUGGAUCUUCACCUGGCAGCCAUGGCGUCUCAGGGCAGGGGCGGCCAGCAGCAGCAGCAGCAGCAGAGGCCGGGGCACUUGGAGCUCCAUGGGUUCCCUGGGUCGGUGCGGUCCAUGACGGGGGGCCGGUUGUCCUCGUCCUCCUCCUCUCUCUCUCCGGACCACCCUCUGAGCCGCGAGCACCCGGUCCUCAGCCACUCGCAGAUACCUCUGUCGGCCGCGGGAGGAUACCACCACCACAGCCCCACGCAGGGGUUCCCAUCGUACCCCCAGACGUCUGCUCUGCCGUACCAGGACCCGUCCCUGGCUCUGGGAGGUCUCUCAGAGGAACCAAAACCCAAACGUGGCCGUCGCUCCUGGCCCAGGAAGCGAGUGGCCACACACACCUGCGACUACAUCGGCUGUGGAAAGACUUACACCAAGAGCUCCCAUUUAAAAGCACACCAUCGAACGCACACAGGCGAGAAGCCGUACCACUGCGACUGGGAGGGCUGCGGCUGGAAAUUUGCACGUUCGGACGAGCUGACCCGGCACUACAGGAAGCACACAGGCCACAGACCGUUCCAGUGUCAGAAGUGUGACCGCGCCUUCUCCCGCUCGGACCACCUGGCUCUGCACAUGAAGAGGCACCUAUGA
Knipowitschia caucasica is the source of this 1452-nucleotide messenger RNA. NCBI's taxonomy places the organism in Eukaryota, Metazoa, Chordata, Actinopteri, Gobiiformes, Gobiidae. The record is from the annotation of a GenBank genome assembly.